Dunckerocampus dactyliophorus (ringed pipefish) is the source of this 1623-nucleotide messenger RNA. Its product is annotated as solute carrier family 2, facilitated glucose transporter member 9-like. The transcript is spliced from 12 exons. Bases 37 to 1560 code for a protein of 507 amino acids. NCBI's taxonomy places the organism in Eukaryota, Metazoa, Chordata, Actinopteri, Syngnathiformes, Syngnathidae. Gene Ontology annotation, biological process: monosaccharide transmembrane transport. Gene Ontology annotation, cellular component: membrane. The record is from RefSeq and is a predicted model, not a curated record. Gene Ontology annotation, molecular function: hexose transmembrane transporter activity.
GUCGCAUUAAGGAUAAAGAUUCUUGAAUGCUAAUGAAUGCUAGAAGGGUCAUGGAUUCUGUGCGCUGUUACAAGGAGAUCAGGGAGGAGACAAGCCACACGGAUAAAAACGCAUGGAAAUGCUCUCUUUCUCAUCUUUAUUUUGGGAAUUGGCGGAAGCUUUCAGUCCGGAUACCACAUCACUGGACUGAGUUCUCCUUCACCGUUCAUACAGCGCUUCAUCAACAGUAGCUGGUAUGAGAGAUAUGCGGCACCACCACCUGGACGCACCGUCACCAUCAUCUGGUCCCUCAUCGUGUCCAUGUACGCCGUGGGUGGGCUCUUUGGUGCUGUCAGCGUCAAGUGCUUCUCAGGCCUGCUGGGAAGAAAAAAAGCAGUGAUCUGCAACAGCAUCAUUGCCAUUGUUGGCGCUGGGAUCAUGUUGACAAGUAAAUGGGCCAAGUCUUAUGAGAUGAUCAUCGUGGCAAGAAUGGUGACUGGCUACUCAGCCGGUUUGGGAGUGAGCAUGCAUCUCAUGUACCUUGGUGAGAUUUCACCGAGGAAGUUAAGAGGCAUUGUCACCAUGACCUCAGCGACCUUUGGGUCUCUUGGCAAGCUGUUGGCACAGUUUCUUGGACUCAGUGAGCUCCUUGGGCGUGAGGAGCUGUGGAACAUCAUCCUCUGUUUCCCUGCGUGUCUUUCGGUGGUCCAGGUCAUGGUGUUGCCUUUUCUUCCUGAGGCUCCCAGAUAUCUAUUCAUCGAGAAAGGAGAGGACAAAGCCUGCAAAAAAGCUCUACAGAGUCUGUGGGGCCAAGGUGAUUACACACAGGAGAUGGAGGAGAUGUUAGCUGAGCAGGCAGCGAUUGAGUUGGCCCCCCCCAAAAGUCCUCUGCUGCUCAUGCAGGAUCGAACAGUCCGAUGGCAGCGCAUCACCAUGUCCAUCAUCUACAUCUGCAACCAGCUAUCAGGCAUGUCCAUGAUCAGCACUUUUGCUUUUGACAUCUUUUGGAGAGCAGGAAUCCCAAAGGAUCAAAUCCGCUACAUCACUCUUGGGCUUGGAGUAACAGAAAUCAUCACAUCUAUCUCCUGUGGUUUGCUGAUCGAGCAUGCAGGGAGGAGGCCACUGUUCUGGGGGGGUUAUGGCGUCAUGUCUGCAUGCUGGGUGUUCGUUACUGUCAUGCUCAACCUGAAGGAUUGUAGCUCUUGGUCUCCAUACGUUACUGCUGGUUUGAUCGUCCUCUUCAUCAUCUGCUUCUGUGGAGGGCCUGGGGGCGCGUCGGGCACUCUGAACAGCGAGAUCUUCAUCCAGUCCAAUCGAGUGGCUGCUUUUGUUCUCGUAGGGAUCCAACGUUGGUCCGUACUAGCCAUGCUGGGCCUUGUCUUUCCAUUUCUUAUUGAUGCGCUCGACUCGUACUGCUUUGUCAUCUUUGCCUGCAUGUGCAUGCUGGGUUGUCUUUACAUGUUCUUUUUCCUGCCUGAGACAAAAGGGAAGACGCUGCUGGAGAUUGCUGAUGAGUUUAAAGCCAUCACCGUCUGUGGGAAAUCUUUUCUAGAUGACAGCAGACUGGAGACUCGGUUAUAGGAUGUGCUGCAUCUAUAAUGGUCGUGUAAAUGUGGCUGAACACACGAAUGACCGAUCACACUG